Paramisgurnus dabryanus is the source of this 2984-nucleotide messenger RNA. RefSeq names its product UDP-GlcNAc:betaGal beta-1,3-N-acetylglucosaminyltransferase 5b (gene b3gnt5b). Gene Ontology annotation, molecular function: N-acetyllactosaminide beta-1,3-N-acetylglucosaminyltransferase activity. The record is from RefSeq and is a predicted model, not a curated record. Gene Ontology annotation, biological process: protein O-linked glycosylation. Gene Ontology annotation, cellular component: Golgi membrane. NCBI's taxonomy places the organism in Eukaryota, Metazoa, Chordata, Actinopteri, Cypriniformes, Cobitidae.
GUUGUGCGUGAGAGUCAGUGUGUUUUACAUAAGUUCAAUGACUGUUACCUGUGGAUCUGCUGAACUUCAAUGAGAAUUUAUUGAUAAAGGGAUCAAAAUCGACACUUUCCCUAGGCUUAUCACACUGGGAGAUCCUGACUGGUCCUUUGUUAAGAUGAAGGUCUCUACAUUGAUGACCUGCACCCUCAGUUCAUCAUUCCUGGGAUUUAUUGGAACUUUGAGUAUGACAAGUUUUUACAGGUGCAACGACUCCAGAUGAAACCACAUCGGCCAGGAAUCUCCUAAUAUCUGUUGAAACUGAACAAGCACCAAAGUUCAGAUUCAAGAUGUUCAUAAACAUGCGUAAGUUUAGAAAAUACCGACACCUAGGGCUAAUCGUAACAUGCUUUACUACCUUCUUCAUAUUGGUGUACUGGGAAAAGCUUGACAAUAAAAUUGUAACCCAUGUCAAAGCCUACACGUACCGCUACCUGUGGAAUAACUUCAAGUUCAUAAAUGCAAGUUUUCGAGUCAGUCCCAUUGAAGCUAUGAAGUACCACAAUUAUACAUACUUGCUAAAUCAAGAUAAGAAAUGUGGUGCAAGAGACAUUCUGCUUCUGCUUUUUGUGAAGAGCUCCUCUGAGAACUUUGAAAGAAGACACGCCAUUCGUUCUACUUGGGGGAAUGAGGUGUACGUGAAAAACAUGUUCGGGGUCACUGUUAAAGUGCUGUUUGUUCUUGGUGUUCAUCCUGAGCCAAAGUGGAGAAAAAUGCUCAAGCAGAAAUUAAUCUUAGAGGACAAAAAAUACAAAGACCUCAUCCAGCAGGACUUCAUAGACACUUUCCACAAUCUUACACUCAAGCUCCUUUUGCAGCUCAGCUGGAAAGAAACCUACUGCCCCCACGCCAAGUUCUUCAUGUCUGCGGACGACGACGUCUUCGUCCACAUACCAAACUUAAUUCGGUACUUGCUGAAGAUCGGCAGCAAGGAUUCAAAAACGCUUUGGAUAGGAAGGGUGCACCGUGGAUCUCCGCCCGACCGGGAUAAAGCAAGCAAAUACUAUGUGUCUCAAGAUAUGUACCCGUGGUUGUCCUACCCGGAUUACACCCCUGGAUCUGGAUACGUCCUCUCUAAGGAUGUGGCUACCAAAAUGUAUCAGGCUUCACGCACCUUAAAUGCUUCCCUUCACAUUGAUGAUGCCUUUCUUGGUAUCUGUGCUACAAUUAUGGGCAUCUCUCCAAAUGACCAUGUGUUCUUUUCUGGAGAGGGAAAAGCUCCUUAUCACUGUUGUAUCUACAACCAGAUGAUGACUUCACAUGGGCACGAAAGUGACAUCUAUAAAGUCUGGAGCAUGGCAACAGAUCCUCAAGUUAGUCAGAUGUCCUCAGGACUUUUUUCGAGACUCUACUGCACCCUUGUGAAAGUGAGGCUGCUAUGUGUGCCAUUUUUUUCAAACUCAUAUCCAUGCAAGGCAGCUUUUUUGUAGUUCAUGACAAUUUACUGUACACAUACCAAGGAAAGCCUUUGGCCUAAGAUUAUGGGAUAUAUUCUAGACCUCCUCUGACCUAACUGUUUCAAAGAAUGGAUGAAUGUAUUGGGCAUCAUGUACAUUAUCACUACUCUCAAAAAAAGACACAUGAAGGUACAAAAGUUGUCACUGGGGGCAGUACCUUACAAAUUGGUACCUCUAAGGUACACGCUUGUACCUCAAACGUACAUAUCUGUACCUAAAUGGUACAAAUUAGGACCUUUUAAAGGUGAAAAAACAGUAUAAUUUGUGUACCCUUUUUUCUGAGAAUGUAGUGGUAAUACUUCUGACCAAACUGUAAUAGUCUUUUAUUACUCUCAAAUCUCUUGCUUGACAAUAAUGCAUUCUGAAAUAACCAAUAACCAAAAAAAUUUUCUCACGCAUCACUGUUUUCUAGUUAAAAUUCUCAGGGUUCCCACACCUUAGUUAACUUCAAAUUCAGGGACCUUUCAAGGACUCUCCAAGUCCAAUACCCUCAAAUUCAAGGACUAAAUGCGGGGACAAAUUUCAAGUGAGAGCAAGGUUACACUGUGUUACCUUUAAAGAUACAUUGUUACAGUUCCCUUUCGAGGGAACUCGUGCUGCGUCACUGCUGUGACAUUUCGGGGACGCCUCCAAGGGUAAGUGCGUUUGAAUGUGUAUAUCAAAUUCAACCAAUGGUGAGACUUCACGACAAAGAUGGGGUGACGCGGGAGCCAGGAAGUAUAUCGCUAUCUGAAAUAUUGCCAAAGAUGGCGUUACAGGGACGCAGGAAGUAUGGCAAGGGAGACGCGGUGCCUCGUUCCCUUCUCAGGGAACAACAGUUACAUACGUAACCAGAGACGUUUUCAUGUGUCAAAUACAACUAUGCAAAAAAAGCAUUUUGGUAUGAAUCAACAUUCGCAUACAGAAGAUUUAAGCAUUUAAAGCAAACAGUUUAGCACGUGUGCUUAAAAAGUGUAGAAUUUGUAUAUUAUUUUAGAUUACACAGGGAAUACUAUGGAUUUUUUUCCUAGACAACUUCUUGCAUAAAAUAGAUUCAAGCACUUUCAAUUACCUGAAUCUAUGAAUGUAUUUUUUUCAAAAACUUCCCAGGGCCUUGACCCCCCACCAGAUUCGCAAACUUUAAAGGAUUUCAACGACUUGUGGGAACCCUGUUUUCUGUAAUAAACUGCACUUUUACAAAUAAAUUGCUUUUAUGAAAACCAUGUGGCGAAGCGGAUCACUCUCAAUUCAGAUUAAAGUUGAAAAAGGACUACAAUAUUUAAGAGGUUGUUUCAGUAGUUUAAAAAGUGCAGUCUGCAUGAAUGGAAAUUAUGACUAACGUCUUACUGAGCAAUAAAAUGUUCACUUACUAGAUACUGGAAUUGAGGCAGACUUGCAUUUAAUGGCUACACUGUCAACUGGGUAUCCAGUUAAAAAAACUGUACUAUGUAAUUAAAAACCCGAUCGCUGGUGAUUCUUACAGGUUUAUGUAACACCUUGCAUUUUAUUUGA